AAAUAAUUUUCAAUCUCCUCAAACACCAAAUCUACCAAAAUCGUAGUCGCAUGCGGCAUGUCCUCUCCUCCUCCCACAUCCUCCUCCUCUUUAAACCCUAACAUCAAAAGCAACAUCUUGUAGUUGUAGUUGUAGUUGUAGUUGUAUCACCACCCCUAGUCGGCGGCGCCCUUGCCAACCACCUCUCCUUCAACGCUGCUGCUAUUUUCGAAAGGAAGGAAGCAAGAACGCAUUUAGCAUUAAGAAGGGAGAAAGAGAAGGAAUGGGGUCAGAAGGUCUACAUGCUGUGAAAGUUUGUAGGCACCUUCUCAAAUCCGUGAAGAAACACAUUGGUCAGGAGGACUACAAGCGACACUUCAGUGAUUUUAUAAUGGAAGAGUUUAAGAAGAACCGGGGACUGUUGGAUCCAUCAUCUUUGCAGAACAAACUGAAGCUUGCUCGUGAUUACACUUUCUUGCUUAAUAGUGUCCAUCAUCACCAGGAGCUGCUAUUCUCGUACAAUAUUGCUGUGGACAGAACAGAUGAGAUGAAAAGGAUACUUGGAAAAUCAGCUGCCAGUGUAGGCCUUCAGCUUCCAGAGGUUUAUCAGUCUUGACACUAGUAAACCACCUAAUGUACCUCUUUGCCUUCCUUUUCAUAGCCUCAUAAUAAGCAGACUAGUACAAUAAUUAAGCUCGGCACAAUUUUGACAAUUUUCGGAAAGAAAUGGAUUAGGUAUUGACUAUUUGAUAUGCAAGCACUUGUCCGUCCGAUUGUAAUGUAAAUGUAUUGAGCAAUGUAUGAGAAAUAGCACACAUGAACGAUGUUUGUUCCAGCAGUAGAUAUCCGACUCUUUUUUGAAAA
Molecule: messenger RNA, 843 nt
Organism: Spinacia oleracea (spinach)
Lineage: Eukaryota; Viridiplantae; Streptophyta; Magnoliopsida; Caryophyllales; Amaranthaceae
Exons: 3
Coding region: 263-595 (110 amino acids)
Source: RefSeq, a predicted model, not a curated record